Mercenaria mercenaria is the source of this 4234-nucleotide messenger RNA. Its product is annotated as RUN and FYVE domain-containing protein 2-like. The coding region runs from base 238 to 1824 and encodes 528 amino acids. The record is from RefSeq and is a predicted model, not a curated record. The transcript has 10 exons. Gene Ontology annotation, molecular function: metal ion binding. Lineage: Eukaryota; Metazoa; Mollusca; Bivalvia; Venerida; Veneridae.
AUGAAAUGAAAUAUUUAUAAGAUGCUGACAUAUUGUCACGAGCUAUUUUGUCCAAAAACUGUUGUAUGGACAUGGUUGUGCUAGAAAUAAACUUUACAAUCUUCACCAGAGAGCUACAACUAUCAGGCUAAGAGCAAAUAUUCUUCAAGGAGUUAUUGCAUUUUUUUACUUAUCGCGUGGAAUUGUAUAUAUAACUGUGAUUUCUUGAGUACUGCUCUCAAAAAGUGUAUCUGCAAAAUGUAUAAGCGGAAAUCAUCAUUACAGAUGAUGAUUUCGGUAAACGGUCAUGCCGGUAAGAGGAACAGUUCUGCACCAGAAAUACGCUACAGCAAAGCCGAGCACGAUAAUGUAGAAAUUCGAUUUUUUGAUGCACACUUUGAUCUAAACAAUCACUGGAAUCCGCAACAAGACAGUGACCAAGUAACCCAGAUGACAAAAGUUCAAGGUCAAGGUGAAAAACUUACCACUGAAACGGCUGACAAAACAUUAUGCAAUACACCUGAAUAUAAGCAGCAUUUGCAAUCUACGUUAAACAAAGAAAAUAUGGACGUUACAGACGGCAGCGAAACCUACGAAAGAUUCGCUAUUCCUUUAAAUAUACCAGAUAACUUGAAAGAAUUUGACAUUACUUCAGAAGCUGAUCUACAACGGAAAGGAAUGGUAAAAGGACAUUAUGUUGAUAAAAAGCUGAAGAAAACUUGUAAUGGGUGCCAGAAACAGUUCAAACUGAAAAGAAAACCUAAACACUGCAGAAGAUGCGGAGAAGUGUUCUGUUUGAAAUGCGUAAAAUACAGAAGAAAAUUGAACAGUUUGGCUAAUCCAGACCCAGAGGGCAAGAUAAGAAAGGUAUGCAAAGAGUGCUUUGAGGGUGAUUCGCUCGUUUUAGGUUGCACAAACAGUUUGACAGACGAAUUUUCCAACGAAAGGUCGCUUGCGAAAUAUGCGAGAGUGAUCAACAAAAGAGUUAAUUCUCUGACAACAACUUUCUGGCCUGAUCAAAUUGACAGACAGGCAGAAUGCAUGAGGCUGCUAACGGGUUUUCAGCAGGAAGUCAAACAACUAGGAUCUGUAAACGCCUUACAGCCAUUGAAAGUGAUACUGAAAACACCAGCAUGGCAGAAAUCAAAGUACUGGGACAUUGAGAUUCAGGCUACAAAAUGUCGUUCAUGUAAAGGAGAUGUUGGGCUUAGAAAAAGUUCUGGAAACUGUCGAGUGUGUGGUUUAGCUUUAUGUAGAAAAUGUUCCCAUAAGGAGUUGCUGUUGUUCUAUGAAAAUGGAGAUAUAACUGCUGAAGCCAGAUUGGCCAUUAUACAUGUUCCAGGGGCACCUGCACAUGAGCCGGACAUUUCACUGUUGCUGUAUGUUUGUCUUGACUGCAAAACACACAUCAGCCGACAACAACAGUCGGACUUGCUGUGGUAUACAUGUGGUGUAGAUAGAGGCAUUGUAGAUGACUUAAUUGACGCUGAUGCUAAAUUUGAAGAUGUGAAAAGGAAAAUAGAAGCAUCAAUACUAAAGGUCGAAGAAUUCCUUGACAAAGUCAGUUGCAGAGAGCUUUCCUCAGCUGCAAGAAAUGCUUCAGCAGAAAUAAUGACUUUAAGAACAACACUGAACAAGUAUGAGAAAGAGUUAAAACUCGUAAGAUCAUGGAUGGACCAAACACUGACAAGAACAGAAACAACUCUGCUGGAGAAUUACAUCAAGUUCUACAUAAAAAGUAGAGUGUAUGCAGUAUAUGCCCAUAGCAGUUGUCCCUUGGAUAUCAGUUGUCCCUUGGAUAUUUUGUUUGUAAGUCUCUUUAUUGAUGAUUUUUAUAAUCUAUAAUAUUCAGUCAAUAAUUAUAUUAAAACAUCUAAACAUAUGUAUUGAAACUUUUGGAAAUUUUGCAAAAACAGUUAAAAAAACCAAUAUAACUCCACCAAUACCGGGACAUGUUUUAAAAGUAGCAUCCGAACAACAAUUUAUGAUAUAAAACACAUCCAGGCACCGGCGACCUGUAACUGAUAACAAGUCUCAAAAUUAAAAUUUGGCUGGACCUACGAUUGGUUAGUUUGGCUAGAUCCGACUUUAACUACGCAAAUAAAAAUGAAUAAAGCAAAAACAAAGUUUGGUCAGAUUGUCGACAGUGACCCAAGAGUUAAGAUCGAGGAGAAUUUGCAGAGAACAAAGUCAUAAUAAUUACAAGGACAUAGUUGAAGAUAAUUUAGGCGAGGUACCGUCAUAGUUGCGGCUUCGGCGCAUGGUAGUCUUCUUGAUAUACACAUAUAUAUAUAUAAAACGAACAAAGAAGAACCCGGAACGGGAACAAAAUAUCGUAAAAUUAUAAAAUGACUUCACACGCUCGCUUAGUUUUUCUUAAAUUUUAAUAUAAAAGUCACAAACUAGUUUCGCCGUGAAUGGCUCGUCAACGUCAAAACUAUUGAAUUAAUUCCCUUUCUCUUAUUGUUAUAUAUUUAGACACACUGAUGAGCCAUUCACGGCGAACUUUUAUAUUAAAAUUUAAGAACAACUAAGCGAACGUGUGAAGUCAUUAUAUAUAUAUCAGAUCGUAUUGGUUUGGGUCGCAGUAUAAGCUGAUGGUUUAAGGUUAUGGUGCUGAACCGUGGUAGUGUUUGAGACAAGGGUUGGGAAGAAACAUUGUGAGGUUUUAAGUCGAGACAGCAGUUUUUAAAUUUAGAUAGACAUUUGGUUUGAUACAGAGGUAAGGUUUGGACCUAGGAGUAUUAGUCUCUCAUGCUUGCGGGGUAUGCAAAUAUACGCAGGGGUCUCCAAUCCAUAUAGUUCUUGAAAUGUGAUUGGUUUGCUACAGCUGUUAUAAGGUCAUAAAUACAGGUUUGACACCACCUAGAAUUUUUGUAAAUAAGGACCACAUAUUGAUUCGAUUAUCUGCUUGAUUUAAGUUAAUUUAUAUUUUAAAAAUAUUCAUUGGUCAAACAAAUCAGAAUCAAGGUAGGUUGAGAAAAAUAUAUAGAAGUUUCACACCAGUCAUCAAAAUAGAUAGCCUAAGAAAACUUCUAUACACAAUUUAAAGAUGGUCGAUCACAUCCGAGCAACAUUUUCUGACAUUUUUCAGUUUUCAUAUAUUCUCCUACAGAUUUAUUUAAGGAACAAAACGACCCAUUACUUAGAGUAAGAUCCCUAUUGGAGAUGUAUAAUUUAUUACUUUCUACGAAAUUUUGUAAUUAUCACCUUUUAAGGAUAACAUGGUCAAUCUAUCGCAACCAAGAUGGACAAAGGGUGGUAAUGACAAUUUUAUAAACUUACAUUUCUAAUAAAUUAUAUCAAACUAUAUACCCGUCAAUGCAAAUCUUUGACAACUUCAAUACAAUAGUGCCUAUAUUGAUAUCAUUCCUAAUGUGUUUGUUAAUUUUAUACUGAAUAACGCUAUCUUUGUUGGGCAACCAGGAUAGGAAAAUAAAAGUUUAAAAAUACUUCCAUUGAAAAUCUGACGUGAAAUUAAGCACUCAAUAAACACAAAUAAACGAAAAUGAUUAGUUGGUAAAGAUUCAAACAAAUCCGUUAGUUGACCAACAUCUGAUUAACCACCUUUAAUUAUAAGUAACGCUCGGUAUACGUGACAUUAGUUACUAACAUACUAGUAAGACUUGUUCUGUUAUAAACAUAGAGAAAUCACGAUAGACUGAGGACAACUGUAUUCCUAAGUUGCUACAGAUUGGAGAAAUAGCCACAGGUGUAAGACUAGAAAAUUCCGAUAUCUAUCAAACACAUGAAACUAGAAAAUAUAAUUAUUCAAAUAAAAAGAAAUUUCUAGCUUUUACGACAUAUCUAGAUAACUGGGUGUAAUUACUAAAUGUUACAGAAAUCAGUAAAACAUACAUUUCUUAUAUGAAUCUAGCCCAAUUUGCUUCUUCGGUAUAAUUUUAUCUUUGACAGAAUAUAAGAAAAGAGAAAAUGUUGCUCAAAUGUGUUUGAGCACCUUUAAGGGCACAAUUAACAAAAUAAGAUAAAAUCAUUAAUCUACUCACUUCGCCUACUAAUUACGAGUAUAAAGGAAAAUGUCAUUGAGAACAACUUGAACACUGAACUUCAUAUAUCCGUCUUUAUAGAGGAACAUAAAGUAGUACUUUGCUGCCUAACAGUGUUAUUGUCUAUUUUCCAGUUUGAACAACGUAAAUGUAAGAUACACCUUUUUUGGCUUUUUGUUACAUUUUUAAACUAUUCUAGCCGUACACACGAACAGAUUCAAAUUAAUUUUAUGAAUAUCCGAUUUUCG